GGUUUUGCCAAAAAGAAACAAAGAAUCUGGAGUGAUCGAAAGAAACCUAUUACACAUCAAACUUUUCAAGCAUCCAAAACGCAAUCCGACAGGUCCCAAUUGUCUCACGCUGGCUAUAGAAAUGGACGAUAACGACGAUAUCGACUUGUCAGUCUUUGACUCUGAGCUUCUCGACGAUUGCUGGGGUGAAUCGAAUGAGACAAGCCACAACAAUGAUAGCGCCGCAUAUUCAGCAAACCUAUCUGGCAGUACUGAUGGCGAUAUCGAAAAAAAUAUGUGGGGUGGGACUCAGCGUCUGCCUCAGCUUCCAUCGUUUGAGAUAGGUGUUGAUGCAGCAUACGCGCAGCGUAUUCCAAAUCAUAGUCAGCACAGUGUAUCUUUGGGAGACAGUCGCACUAAAUCACUAGCGACACAUUCAGAUUCAUCUGCGGGAGAAGGACGGUCUAUUCCGUCAGUAGUUGGUACAAGUGUUAGCGGUUCAAGUCGCUCUGGGAACUGCGCGAGGGCGGUACCGGGAAGUGGUGGCAGUAUUGGACAAACGCAAUCGAGCACCGCUUCUAACUGUUUGCCCCAUGAGUUGAGAGAGAUGACUGACAAAGGUUCGGCGACUGCUCAGCCCCCUGGCCCUUCUGCUACAACCGGAGAUGACCAUUUCCAAGUGGGAGGCCAGGCAAGGGAGGGAUUUCCCCAAUCGUCGCCUGUGGAAGCGACACCAGCUAAGGCUGCGGGCUCAAUAGACUACAGCAACCUAAAUCUCCUUCCACUGGCUUUCAAUGCCUUAGCUGCUGGUGUCAAUCUUGCGCAUCUCUUCCAAGCGCCUGGUUCAUUGCCUGUUCUAAAUCCAGCUUCUGUAAUGGGAUCAUUGCCUGUUGUGAAUCCAUCUUCUGCAAUAUAUGCACCGCCACAAGGACCCCCUUCGGCACCGAUACCACCUACCGCAGCAAUCGCUCCGCAGCCUUCCUCGACAAAGACUCCUGUGCAUCAAUGUCAAGCUCCUAACACUCGAAAAUCGGCAACAAAUUCGACAUCCUCGACACGUAAGAACGCGCCCCCAUUUUUGUUGUUCGAUGCUCCUGUUGAAUUGAGGCACAAUUUUAUCCAGUCGCAACGGGCGCUUGGAAUUCCCGUCCUACAAGACAACAAUUCUUACCAUUUUGGACUAGCUGUGAACGGGUAUCAUCCCCAGCACUCCGACAACGAUAAUAGCCAUGUCCCCAAACUUAUAGACGGUCGCCAUGGUGACAUUGGAUCUAAACGACUCAAGAAUGCCAAAGAGCAGAAACGUGCUCAGCGGAUUACCGAUCUGAUCGAAGAAUUGCGUAUACAAAUGGAACACGACGGUUGGCAAGUUGGAAUGAAGAGCAAACUUCACACACUCUCAUCAUGCGGGAAUUAUAUGAAGCAUUUGAUGAAAAGCAUUAAAGAGAAAGAAGAUACAGUUGCGAAAGCUCGGUCGGUCCUUGAGGAGAAGCGUCGAAAGAUAGAGGAAGACAACGCGCAACAGAAUCCAUCAGAUCCCGAAAGUACAACCUCAAGCCUCACAGUUUCAUCGGGUAGCCACAAAGCUGAUGCGGAGGAUGACAACUCUGUACAGAGAAAGAGGCGAGUUGCGGCAUCUUCAGUUGCAGGAGGGAAUCGAAAAAAGCCACAUUUAGCAUCAAUGGAGUCUUUUAUCUCUUGUUCGUCUUCCGAGUCUGAGGAGGAAAGAGAGCACAGAAAAAAAACGCAUUGCAAUUCAGAAUGUAUAUCGGAAAUGACUGACAGCAACAAGGAUUCGGAAUCGAGUGGCGACGAACCCCGAAAACGGGGUGCGUCUGGUUCAACCAGUAGAUAUUCGUCAAAUGAUACGAGUUCCGCUGCUGAAAACAAAAAUCCUGACUUUGAUCUAGACUACGAAGAAGUUUUUGUCAAAUCAAACAUCCCACAGAUUCUGGCUUCUACUUCAGGUCGAAUUAUUGCUUGGAACGAAUUCUUUUUAACCGCAACAGGUCUAGCGGAAAAGGAUGUAGCGCGCCUUACCAUCUUCAGUCUUGUCCAAAACUCGAAACUUGCAAGCCUUUUUGAAAUCGUUGCUGCCUCCCUUAAGCCGAUUCCCGAUCAGCAUUUAACCAGAGAGGAGCGCAAUAUGACCAAAAUACGUGACUACAGCGCUAUCACAUUACCGUGUUCCGAUUUUCUUUUGUGCGAAAAGAAUGGGAUCCAUUUGUUUAUGACGGUUACACUCAUGACAGACGAAGAUCCGCGAAAACGAUGCUUUCACUGCGUGUUUACAAAUUCUCCAGCAACGAAUGGGGCGCUCGCUCCAAUCACGCCAGAGCUGUUGGCGCUUUUCUGCGGCAGUCACAAUGUCCAAAGCAAGUCCUUAGAUGUGAGAAGAUGACCAUUGUUGCCAGCGAAAGAGUAGAAAAGUAUUUCUAAUAGGUCAAAAGAUCCUUUGUACUUUGC
Phaeodactylum tricornutum CCAP 1055/1 is the source of this 2445-nucleotide messenger RNA. RefSeq lists its product with no specific name. The coding region runs from base 122 to 2380 and encodes 752 amino acids. NCBI's taxonomy places the organism in Eukaryota, Bacillariophyta, Bacillariophyceae, Surirellales, Neidiaceae. The record is from RefSeq and is a predicted model, not a curated record. The transcript has 3 exons. Gene Ontology annotation, molecular function: protein dimerization activity.